Neurospora hispaniola is the source of this 1483-nucleotide messenger RNA. RefSeq names its product putative homoserine kinase. Lineage: Eukaryota; Fungi; Ascomycota; Sordariomycetes; Sordariales; Sordariaceae. The record is from RefSeq and is a predicted model, not a curated record. Gene Ontology annotation, molecular function: homoserine kinase activity; ATP binding. The coding region runs from base 316 to 1392 and encodes 358 amino acids. Gene Ontology annotation, biological process: L-threonine metabolic process. The transcript is spliced from 3 exons.
UAAAAGGUGGAGCCCCCAGCGCUCCAUAACGCCAAGUGGACACUGUAGAGGGAGUCAUUGUCCACUGCCCGCCGGGCUCCGCUCCGUAAUCGGGGGCACCCUCAGCACUCCGUCCUCCAGAAAUGGAAAUCAAUUGAAAUUCAACAAAAUUUCAGUGAAGGUGACGCAUCUCACAAAAGAGAGCAUUUGUGUUUCUUGGCAUAGGCAAGCCGAUUGUUUACUUCUGUUCAUCCAUCCCCCGUUCGUUUCUUUCUGUGAAACGAUCACCACUGGGUUCAACCCCUAGUAGUAAACCACACGUUCACUCCAGACACAAUGGCCUCUUCCCAGCAGAUGGAAAAGUUCGUCAUCAAGACGCCCUGCUCGAGCGCCAACAUUGGCCCCGGCUUCGACGUCAUCGGCCUGGCCUUGUCCAUGUACCUGGAGCUCCAUGUCACCAUCGACCGCUCCAAGACGACUUCGGACAAGCCGCUGAACUGCCGCAUCACCUACGAGGGCCAGGGCGAGGAGGAUAUCAGCCUGGAUCCCGAGGUCAACCUUAUUACCCGUGUUGCGCUCUAUGUCCUCCGCUGCAACGACCAGCGCAGCUUCCCCGUCGAGACUCAUGUGCACAUCAAGAACCCCAUCCCCCUUGGAAGAGGUCUGGGUUCCUCCGGCGCCGCUGUCGUUGCCGGUGUCCAGCUCGGCAAGGAGGUCGGCGGUCUGCACGACCUCACUCCCGAGCGUCUUUUUGACUACUGCCUCAUGAUUGAGCGCCACCCCGACAACGUCGGCGCCGCCCUCUUCGGUGGCUUUGUCGGCACCUACCUCAAGCCCCUCACCCCCGAGGAGACCGCCCGCACUGAGAUUCCCCUCAGUGAGGUCCUCCCCGCCCCCGCCGGCGGUGUCGACACGGGCGUCAAGCCCCCUUCGCCUCCCCACGGCAUCGGACACCACAUCAAGUUCCCCUGGGCUCCCGAAAUCAAGGCCGUGGCCAUCAUUCCCGAAUUCGAGGUUCCCACCGCCAAGGCCCGCGAGGUUCUUCCCGCCGAGUAUCCCCGUGCGGAUGUUACCUUCAAUCUCCAAAGGAUAGCCCUCCUCCCCGUCGCCCUUGGCCAAUCGCCUCCGGACCCGGAGCUCAUCAACCUGGCCAUGCAGGACAAGCUGCACCAGCCGUACCGCCAGGUUUUGAUUCCCGGUCUGACCAAGAUCGUCGAGUCCAUGACGCCCGCCACGCAGCCCGGUCUUUUGGGCGUGUGCCUGUCCGGUGCCGGCCCGACCAUCUUGGCGCUGGCGACGGAAAACUUUGAGACUAUUGCCCAGAAGAUCAUUGAGGAGUUCAAGUCCAACAACAUUGUCUGCCGCUGGGAGCUGUUGGAGCCUGCGGAUGGGACUACGGUUACUAGGCCUUAGAUGCCCAUAGGAUGGGAUGGGAUGGGGUUGCCUGUGGUUCCCGUGAUAGGGUAAUCAGGUGGUAAGAGAUGGAGGAGAGGCUGGUAAAAGC